GCACGCGCUCAAACCGUUUGUUUAUAGGCUCGAGCGCGCACGAGGACUGCAGGGCAGCGCGAGACCGCAGCGUCCGCCGGCAACCAGAGACUAAAUAAUAAACCCGGAAUAAAUAAAUCACACAGGAAGGAGAAAAGAGAGGAAAUAAAGCUGGCAGAAUAAAGGUAAUGUAACAGAGAAGACUCCCUCCACUGUAAGCAGAGGAAACUGGAGAUGAGGGCUGUGGGGUCGGGGAGGACUGGGCCGCUGCUGGCUGUUCUGAUCCAGGUUAUGCUGCCUGCAUUCAGAGCCAGUGAGACCUGGAGCCAGAAUGGACCUCGACUGCAGCUCUCCCAUACAGAAAUGCGAUCGAGGAACAGUUCGGCAGUGUUCUGGCACGGCGGCUCCAGCGGUGGAUAUCAGACGCUGCUGCUGGAUGAAGAUCGAGGCUGGCUCCUGGUUGGAGGAAGAGAUCAUGUGUACAUGCUCCAGGCUGAGAGCCUUACCCAGCCCAUGCGCAAGAUCCACUGGCCAGCUGGAAAGGAACACACUGAGCGCUGCCGGCACGCAGGGAAGAAUCUGUCGACCGACUGUGCCAAUUUCGUGAGGCUCCUGCAGCCGUUCAACAAAACCCACGUGUACGUGUGCGGAACCGGAGCCUACCACCCUCAGUGCACCUACAUUUACCUGGGCCACAGCGUCGAGGAACCUGCAUUUACUCUGCUGACCCACACCGUCGAGUCCGGCCGAGGAAAAUGUCCCUUCAGUCCCCACGAGUCCUUCACCGCUCAACUCACCGAUGGGGAACUGUAUGCAGGGACGUCAGUGGACUUCAUGGGAAACAAUGCGGCCAUAUUCCGCACCUCUGUUCACACCAGCAGUCAGCACUACAUCCGGACUGAGGCGUAUCAUGACUACUGGCUUAAUGAGCCGGAUUUCGUGGGUUCCUACUUCAUCCCGGAUACGCACAGCCUGGACGACGACAAGGUCUACUUCUUCUUUAAGGAAACAGCGGUGGAGUCCAACCAGCAGGACAAGCGCGUCUAUAGUCGAGUGGCCAGAGUCUGCAAGAAUGAUAUCGGUGGGAAGAGGAGUCUGAUUAACCGCUGGAGCACCUUCCUGAAGGCCAGGCUGGUGUGUUCGGUUCCGGGACCCGGAGGCAUGGACACACACUUCGAUGAGCUGGAGGACAUCUUUCUUCUGGAGACCAAAGAUCCACAGAAUCCAGUCAUUUAUGGAGUCUUCUCAACGUCCAGCUCCGUCUUCAGAGGCUCCGCCGUCUGCGUCUACUCCAUGGCCUCCAUCCGAGCCGCCUUCAACGGGCCCUUCGCUCACAAAGAGGGCCCCGACUACCGCUGGGUGGAGUACAAAGAGAAGAUCCCGUACCCGCGGCCUGGAACUUGUCCCAGUGAGACGUACGAUCCGCUGCACAAGUCCACGCGAGACUUUCCCGACGACGUGGUGAGCUUUAUGAGAGGACACCAGCUCAUGUGGGAACCAGUGAUCCCAAUCUACCGCCGUCCAGUGUUCACCCACAUCAACACAUCCUACAGGCUGAAGAAGCUGGUGGUGGACAGAGUGGAGGCUGAAGACGGACAGUAUGAUGUUCUGCACCUGGGUACAGAUGAUGGAAGGGUGCUAAAGGUGGUGUCCAUCCCCAAGGAGAACUUGGAAAUCGAGGAAGUCGUACUGGAGGAGCUCAGUGUGUUUCAGAGCCCCAUAGUCAGCAUGGAGCUGUCCACCAAACGGCAAGUGCUGUUUGUGAGCAGUGACGGGGAGGUGGCUCAGCUGCCGCUGCAGCGCUGUGAGCUGUAUGGGAAGGCCUGUGCUGACUGCUGCCUGGCCCGAGACCCUUACUGCGCCUGGAACGGCUCCACCUGCAGCAGCUACUUCCCCAGUAACAAGAGGCGUGCCCGGAGACAGGAUGUGAGGUACGGGGAUCCCUGGAGCCAGUGUCAGGAUCUGGGAGAAGGCUUUGAGGACGUGGAGCUGAAGACGGUUUAUGCAGUGGAGAGUAACUCUACGUUUCUGGAGUGCACGCCUCGAUCACCACAGGCAGCGGCCAAAUGGGUCAUGCAGCAAAGCCACACCCAGACCACCAGAGAGCUUCUGCCAGGUGAGGAUAACAUCAUCCACACUGGGCGUGGCCUCCUCCUGCAGCACAUCACCUCACUGGACGCCGGUCUGUACCUUUGCACCACUCACGAGCGCUCCUUCUCUCGCACGGUGGCUCGCUACGACCUGCGGGUCAUCGCCGAGCCCAACGCGCUGACCUCCCGGCCGCCCACCAAUCACGCGGCCUCGCCGCUGAGCUACAAGGAGCUGAACCUGAUCGGGGUGAGCGGGCUGACGGCGGACGAGUACUGCGAGCAGCUGUGGUACCGAGAGAAGCGCCGGCAGCAGAAGCUUCGAGCUCUGAAGUGGAAGCAAACCUCAGAAAACCGUAAAGCGCGAGUGCGGCGGCAGAACCCGCCGGACGCUCUCCUCCAGUGAGGAGGAGGAGGAGGAGGAGGAGGAGGAGUUACGGACUUUAGAGGAGCAGAGGGACAUUCGAGGGGGGGGGGUUUGGAAAUGGACUGGAGUGAUCUUUUCUUAUAAACAUGUUAUAUCCUGUACAUGAACUUCACACUUCACACUUCAAUUCUUUACUCCUGUUACAACAGUAUCACAGCAUCACUGUUAAAAUCACACGAGUUUAAAAGGCCUUAAAUUAAAACCCUGUGGGGCUCCACAAGAUACGCUGAACCAAAACCGGUUUUAAAAAACAAUUUACAGUCAAUUCUGCAAUACAAUUACACAUUAAACAGAAUAAUGAUACAAUCUAGAGUUGGAGGUAUUGAUGCAUCAAUCGAUGACACUCAAUAUAUUAUCAAUACUAUCAAUAUUCUUAUUUUCCUGAUGGACCAGGAAUUCAAAGCCCAAGCCAAAAAAUAGCUCUUGGAUUAACGCUCCUGUUUGUUAUGUUCAUUUGUCAGGAACAGAAAUGGUAAUUGUUAAUUAGUUAAUUGGGCCCUAACACACUAAUCAGUGCAAUGCUGAGAAAAAUGACCCAAUAUCCAAAUCAUUUUAAAUGCUCUGUGGUGGUCUAUCACAUACCUGUCAAGUUUUGGUUUUAAAAAUAAGGAAAAUUUUCCAACCAAUUUUCCAAUUUUUCCAACCGAGGUUCAGUAUUCCUCACAUUUUAGGACAGAUUUACAAGAAAUCUAAAAUAACAAUCUGUGAACCACAUACAAACUACAAUCUGAUAAGCCUACAUAUGAUGACACUUAAAUUCUGUGGACAUUACAUAUGUAAUUCUUUAAUACAGCCUAAAUAAAAGCAUAAAAGGAAACUAAAGCACAUUUAAAGAGGAGUAAAAUACGGUAGUUUCCCGGCCAAAACUGUAGACUUGACAGGUAUGCUAUCCUGUGGUUCUAAGUAUUGAAGAACAGGGUGAAAGGAGGAGAAUAGUAAUUGUAAUAAAGUAUACAGAAAAACAGAAACAAUGGAUUAUUUUUAAUCAUUUAAAAGCGUUUCUCACUCUAGAGCUGAACCAAGUUGAACCCAAGCUAAACAGGUUAUUGCAGCUCUUUGGGACCAAUUAGCUCAGAUGCUAUUGUAAAUUUUACAUGAAUCUGUGCUGCCAGAUGACUGAUGCCUGGUGCUAGUCUGAGGGUGAGCUAUUCUUUAAACCGCUGCCUGAUAUUGGAAUAAUCAGAGAUGCUGGAGCGCCGGCUCGGCUGAGGAAGACGUCUCACUCUCUCACGGAAGGAAUAUCAAAGCGUGGAGCAUCUGGGAGAAAUGAGAAGAAGAACAGCAAAGCCUCUGUGAUUCUGUUCGGUUCUGUGAAGACGGUUCCAGAGUUCUCGGGAUAACUGGAGCGCUGGAAAUGGAAAUCUCAUUCCUGUGAUGGUGAACGCUGUGUGAGAAUGGCCUGUAGUUUGGAAAAACAGUGAAAAAGAACAAAGAUUGCGAAUGUGAGACACGUUGGGUUGGUUUCCUGGACAGGGUUUAAGCCUAGUGAAUUGAGAAUUAAAAUUAAAAGUAAAUUAAUUUUAAUUUAGUCUACAGCUAGGCCUAAUUCCUAAGCUCAUGGUUUAAAUCCAUGACAAAUUGCAAAGAUUUCUCAUGAAACCUCAAGAAAAUUACACCCCAUUAAUAGUCUAUUUUAAAUAGCAAAGAUGCUUACAAAUACGUCUUGCCUAUUUUUCGCACUAUAAGGUGCACUUAAAAUCCUUUAAUUUUUCUAAAAAUCGUCAGAGCUCUUUAUAAUCCGGUGCACCGAGACUGGAGCAGUAUUAGCAUUAGCUGCUAACUGUGCUAAUGCUCCAACCUUAGUGCUGGAGAAAUUCAGGAACCUAAGCUUACUGUAAAUAAAGGGAAGUGCUUUACUCACCCAAAUACACAGGAGUUUUCAGGAGAGAAAUCUGUGAAGAUUAACAUCCAGCACUCGUUUGACUUUGUUAAGAAUUACAGUUUUGUUUACUUAGCUUAUCUUUACUUUAGUAAAGUAAGUUACCAAGUAAGUUAACUACCCCACCCCCCAAGCAGUGGUGAGAUCUGCUGAAUUAGAAGGGAAACAUGGCGACACCCCUGUUCCUUACUAGUGUCGCUUAAAAUGUGCCUUAUUACUUAAUACAGUGCACCUUAUAGUGCAAAAAAUACAGUAUGCUGAUGGGCGUGGUGGUAAAUCUCUGGCAUCACCUCUCAUAUGUUCAUUGCUAUCUUAGCAAUAAGCUGAAUAAUAAAUAAAAUAACACUGCGCCGUUAAGAUACGGAAGCGCCAAAGUCAGAGCUCACCUGGUUCCUAAAGAGAAUGAUGAGCAAGAGACAUGCUGAUUGGUUUAUUUAAGGUUAUGCCCAUUAUUUUAAAACACACCCAUGACAAAUUAAGUUUCGAUAGCACACAUCCUACUUUUUACUUUUUACUUUUUACCUUGCGCACAAUAUCUGCUAUAAAUGCAACAUUUCCAUCGUUUUCCACACUGUGUUGAAUUGUAAGGGAUUGUAUUUAAUAUCACUAUAAAUGACUCAAACAGACCUUUGUUUUUUAUACGGCUCAAAAUGCUGUAUACUGUAUAAUGCGUAAUGAUUAUUUGAUAUUUAUCAUAACGAUGAAGACGAUGUACAUGUGUUGCUUCUAAGUUAAGUCUAGUUUAAACAGGUAGUCUCAGUGUCGCACAUUAAGACGUUUAGGAUGUGAUUAAUAACAAUAAGCUGCAGAAGACAAACGAUGUUAUGAGCAGCUGUUCAAGCAGCUGUUUCCCAUCUAGAGCUGGAUUUCAUACUUACUUUAUCAUUUUAUCUCCACUUCUGAUGUGUUAAAUUAAUAUUAUUCAUUAAACUGCUGUAUUUUAUUUUAUUAAACUACAUUUUUCAUCUGUAAGCUCACCGUUCACAGUGUUUUUAAAGCCAUGUGUGUGUGUGUUUAUUAUGGGUUCAGUUUGAUCAGACGUGUCUUGGUUUAAAAUGAGACAUUCACAUGUUUUUGUACAGUUUUUUUGUUUUCUGGUAAAUCUAAAAUGUUUUAAUUCUGUAUAAAACAGUUAUUUUGUGUCAGAUCUAUUAAACCUCUUAUAAUAUUGUGUGUUUAUAUCUGUGUUGCUGAAUAAAACUUUGUUCUAUUAUAAA
Molecule: messenger RNA, 5589 nt
Organism: Astyanax mexicanus (Mexican tetra)
Lineage: Eukaryota; Metazoa; Chordata; Actinopteri; Characiformes; Acestrorhamphidae
Product: semaphorin-3D
Exons: 18
Coding region: 214-2472 (752 amino acids)
Biological process (GO): neural crest cell migration; semaphorin-plexin signaling pathway; axon guidance
Molecular function (GO): chemorepellent activity; semaphorin receptor binding
Source: RefSeq, a predicted model, not a curated record